This is a messenger RNA of Clonostachys rhizophaga, 690 nucleotides long. Lineage: Eukaryota; Fungi; Ascomycota; Sordariomycetes; Hypocreales; Bionectriaceae. The record is from the annotation of a GenBank genome assembly.
UUCCGUUGGGUCUCGUGCCAAUUUGACACAUUGGAGCAAUGUUUAGACCCACCUUCUGUGCGAAGAGAACUACAAAACCUGCCAAAGACGCUGGAUGCGACAUAUGCACAAAUUUUGCGACGGAUACAUCCACAUCAACUAAGCAUGGCGAAGCGCCUUCUGCAAUUUCUGACUUACAGUGAACGGCCUCUGAAGCUUGAGGAAGCUGUUGAUCUUAUCGUUGUUGAUCCGUCAAGUCAGCCCGCAUUUACGCCAGAAAAUCGAAUGCCAAUUCCCGAGGAAAUCAUCCAAUACUGCUCCAGCUUAGUGGUUCUCGCACAGAAAAGUGUGCAAUCUUACCAAUUUAAUACUGACACAGUGGAACAAGUAACCGAAAUACAACUUGCUCACUUUUCAGUAAAGGAAUAUCUCUUAUCAGACCGACUAGAACCAAAUGUGGCUAAAGAACUUGAUAGAAUUUCUGCAAAGGCUAGCAUUGUUAACGUUUGCCUCUCCUAUCUGCUUACUAUAUAUCAGUUACGCUCGCCACAGGAAACAAGGAAACAAUAUUAUCUGGCAGAGUUCUCUGCGCGAUAUUGGAUGGAGCAUGCGAAGGACGUCGAAUCAUCUUAUAAAGCCAUUAUACAGUCGGGUGGAUUGUAUGGCAAUGCUCUUCAGGCUGCUUCAGUGGAAGGGCAUCUAGAGAUCGCC